AAUAUCUGCAAAAAAUUCAUAAUUCCACACAAAUAAAAUCACACCUGGUGGUUCAUGAAUGGUUAUAUAACAGCACCAGUCUUCCUAUCUUUUUUCAUCAGUGUCUUAAGUAUUGGCAGAGAAUACAAAGGGAAAACCAAUAACAUGGGUUCUGUGGGAGAAUCGGGUGAUGAUGUCCAACCAAGAAAGUAUUGGAGAUGCAGCAAACAAGAUUUCUUCCCAGAAGAAUCCUUCCAAAACUGGGGCACAUAUCGAUAUGCGCUAUCACAAACAGGGCUUCGGUUCAAGGAUCGUCUCCUGCGCAGAUCGAAUGAUGCCGAGGAGAUUGGAGAGCUUCGUAAGCAGAGCGAGAACGAUAUGAAACGAUGCCUGACAUGGUGGGAUCUCACCUGGUUUGGAUUUGGCUCGGUCAUUGGUGCUGGUAUCUUUGUGCUCACUGGGCAAGAAAUGCAUGAUCAUGCUGGACCAGCCAUUGUUUUGUCCUAUGUUGCUUCCGGUGUUUCAGCAAUGCUCUCAGUCUUCUGCUACACAGAAUUUGCAGUAGAAGUCCCAGUUGCAGGAGGGUCAUUUGCUUACUUAAGAAUUGAAUUAGGUGACUUUGCAGCUUUUGUAACAGCUGCAAACAUACUUCUUGAGAGCAUUGUCGGAACUGCAGCGGUUGCCAGAGCAUGGACUUCUUACUUUACAAGUCUACUGAACCGCCCACGUGACUCAUUACGCAUCCACACAAACCUCGCCGAAGAGUUUAAUCUCCUGGACCCAAUAGCUGUCACAGUCCUGGCAAUUGCCGCAACAAUUGCAAUGAUCAGCACAAGGAAAACUUCAUUAUUCAACUGGAUAGCAUCUGCAAUUAACACUAUAGUAAUUUUGUUUGUGAUAAUUGCAGGAUUUGCUCACGCUGACACAUCAAAUUUGAAACCCUUUUUGCCUUAUGGAGCUAAAGGAGUCUUUCAGGCUGCUGCAAUUAUCUACUUCGCUUAUGGGGGAUUUGAUAACAUUGCCACCAUGGCUGAAGAAACCAAAAAUCCAUCAAGAGACAUACCAUUAGGAUUGCUUGGAUCAAUGUCCAUGAUCACCGUGAUAUAUUGCUUAAUGGCACUUUCACUGGCUAUGAUGCAGAAGUAUACAGACAUAGAUCGGCAGGCAGCAUAUUCGGUAGCAUUUCAGAGUGUGGGCAUGAAAUGGGCAAAGUACCUGGUAGCUCUUGGUGCCCUAAAGGGAAUGACCACUGUUCUUCUGGUAGGGGCACUAGGACAGGCACGAUAUGCUACUCAUAUUGCACGAGCCCACAUGAUUCCACCAUGGUUUGCUCUUGUCCAUCCAAAGACAGGAACCCCCAUAAAUGCUACACUCUUGAUUACCAUUUCAAGUGCCUGUAUUGCUUUCUUCUCAAGCUUGGAUGUCUUGGCAGGCCUGUUAUCAGUGAGUACACUCUUUGUUUUUAUGAUGAUGGCUGUUGCACUUCUUGUGAGGAGAUACUAUGUUACAGAAAUCACCCCGCGAAUUCACCUCCUGAAGUUAGUUAUCUUCUUGUUGAUCAUCAUUGCCUCCUCAAUGGGAACUUCAGCUUACUGGGGACUAAAUCCUGAUGGUUGGCUUGGAUACACUAUCACGGUUCUUCUUUGGUUCAUAGGGACUGCAGGAAUUGCAAUGUUCCUGCCACAACAGAGGACGCCAAAAGUUUGGGGGGUUCCACUUGUUCCUUGGCUUCCAUCCUUGUCAAUUGCAACAAAUAUCUUUCUCAUGGGAUCUUUGGGUUCUCAGUCAUUUAUUAGAUUUGGAAUCUGCAGCAUUGUAAUGCUAAUAUACUAUGUAUUCUUUGGUCUCCAUGCAACUUACGACAUGGCUCACCAGCAAGAAAAGCUGAAAUCCCUGAAUGAUAAUGACAAAACAGGGCCUUAAAAUUACUGUACUCCUUUACCCUUCAGUCUGCCAAUCCUUAAUAAGAUUUCCUUCCAACUUGUUAUUUA
Molecule: messenger RNA, 1970 nt
Organism: Alnus glutinosa
Lineage: Eukaryota; Viridiplantae; Streptophyta; Magnoliopsida; Fagales; Betulaceae
Product: cationic amino acid transporter 5
Exons: 1
Coding region: 55-1902 (615 amino acids)
Biological process (GO): transmembrane transport; amino acid transport
Cellular component (GO): plasma membrane
Molecular function (GO): L-lysine transmembrane transporter activity; L-glutamate transmembrane transporter activity
Source: RefSeq, a predicted model, not a curated record